Messenger RNA from Nasonia vitripennis (jewel wasp), 1606 nucleotides. RefSeq names its product G/T mismatch-specific thymine DNA glycosylase-like. NCBI's taxonomy places the organism in Eukaryota, Metazoa, Arthropoda, Insecta, Hymenoptera, Pteromalidae. Gene Ontology annotation, biological process: base-excision repair, AP site formation. The record is from RefSeq and is a predicted model, not a curated record. The coding region runs from base 151 to 1455 and encodes 434 amino acids. Gene Ontology annotation, molecular function: mismatch base pair DNA N-glycosylase activity. The transcript has a single exon. Gene Ontology annotation, cellular component: nucleus.
CAGGUGCGGUUAGAUCGAAUGUUUAUGUUUUGGAUUGGGUCUUGGCGCCCAUUCUUCCAAAAUCAUGUCUCUAAAGAACAUUUAUAUUUUUUGGCUACACUAAGUAUGCAAGCGUUGAAAAAAUAAAUCAUUUGGCUUUUCCGUAUCUGAAUGAAAGUGUUAGUUAGAAAAUUCAACAGCGUCAUGUCGAUUUCUUUGCAAAAACUAAAGAAGAGAACACCCCCACAGACAGUUGAGAAGCCAGUAAAAAAAUCAAGCAGAUUCGAUGGCUUAUCAGAAGAAGAAGUUAAAAAGAAUACACUAAAGGAUAUUCUAGAACCAGAUCUAGAUUUGGUUUUCGUUGGUAUAAAUCCUAGUCUCAUGGCUGCUCACACAGGAAGAUAUUACGCUGGUCCUGGUAACCACUUUUACAAGCUGCUUUAUGAGUCAAAGUUAAUUCCUGAACCAGUGAAUUACGAAGAGGAUGACAAACUUUUGCAACACAACAUUGGCUUAACAAAUAUAGUUUCAAGAGCUACAAGGUCAUCGGCAGAUUUAAGCAAGUCAGAGAUCAGAAAGGGUGCUAUGUUUGUACAGGAAAAACUGAAACGAUUCAAGCCAAAAAUUGCUAUAUUCAAUGGGAAGUGUAUUUACGAAGAGUUUGCUGAAAACUACGACAAAUCAACAUUCAAAUUUGGUUUACAACCUCAUCGGGUAGGAGAUACAACUCUCUGGGUAGUUCCAUCGAGUAGUGCGCGAUGUGCAAAUUUUCCUAGGAUGCAAGACAAGUUGCAUUUUUACACUUCCUUGAAGAAAUACUUAUCCUUCCUUAAAGGUGAAAUCAAAGAGGUCAAUCCUGAAGAAUUCCGAUUUGAAGGUAAAUGUAAGCAAGCUAUCCCAAGUACUUCGAAAAUGUGGAGACGCAAAGGUUUGUCUGCAUUUGCUCAUGGUGGCAGAAUUGUAAAUAAAGAGACAAUUUGCAUGAACACAUCUGAAGAGAAUAUCUUGGCUAUUCCCAGAAGCAGUGAGUUCAUAAUCAAAAAUGUAAAGAACGAGAGUGAUGAUUCUCAAAAAGAUUCUGGAGUUUCUACCUUACCAAGUGAUGAUUCUCAAGAACUGUCUCAAGACAAUGAAGUCAAGGAAAAUGACCCAAUCCCAGAGAAUGAUCCAAAACCAAAAAAGAGACAACCAAGUAAGAGAGUAAUGGAGAGAAAAGUGCAAACUAGAGCUGCAGCAACUGCCCAGCGCAAGGAGUACAGCGAACCCAUUGACUUUGUUAGUUUGAUCAAACAGAGAUUGAGUAAUAAGGAGCAGGAAACUAGUGAGGAUGCUACCAAAGACUGUGAUAACGAAGAGGAAUCUCUCUCACAUGACAGUGCUGGUGCUAAAAAACUGAAAUUUUCAAAUCUGCGUUCAACAAAGUCCAAGAAGGGUUUCAAAGUAAAGGAAGUGCUGAAAAUAGUUGAUGAUAUUUGAAUGAACUGUACAUUGUUACGCUAUUUUACAAAUGUAAGCAGAGUUUAAUUUAUUUUUUUACAAUCAAAACUUUUUUAAAAAGCCAUUUGUACAAAAGCAUGAAUCAUUUCUUGAGUAAAUAAUAAGUAUUGGAAUAAAUGCUAAACGACUA